Molecule: messenger RNA, 1555 nt
Organism: Eurypyga helias (sunbittern)
Lineage: Eukaryota; Metazoa; Chordata; Aves; Eurypygiformes; Eurypygidae
Gene: UHRF1
Product: ubiquitin-like with PHD and ring finger domains 1
Exons: 12
Biological process (GO): negative regulation of gene expression via chromosomal CpG island methylation
Molecular function (GO): ubiquitin protein ligase activity
Source: RefSeq, a predicted model, not a curated record
GGAUGCUGGCGACUCCUUGAAUGACUGCAGAAUUAUACUAGUGGAUGAAAUUUAUAAAAUUGAAGAACCAGGCAGUGCUUGUCCAAUUAGUGCCAGUCCAUUAAAACGACAAAAUGGACCUGUGUGUAAAGCUUGUAAGGACAACCCGAACAAGACCUGCAGAAUUUGUGCUUGCCAUAUCUGUGGAGGUAAACAAGAUCCAGAUAAACAGCUAAUGUGUGAUGAGUGUGAUAUGGCUUUCCACAUCUACUGCCUCAACCCUCCCCUUAGUAGUAUACCAGAUGAUGAGGAUUGGUAUUGCCCUGAAUGUCGAAAUGACGCAAGUGAGGUGGUUUUAGCAGGAGAGAAAUUAAAAGAAAGUAAAAAGAAACAAAAGAUGGCAUCUGCUAAUUCAUCCUCGCGGAGAGACUGGGGCAAGGGUAUGGCAUGUGUCGGUCGCACGAAGGAAUGUACCAUCGUCCCCUCGAACCACUAUGGACCAAUUCCUGGGAUUCCGGUUGGCACCAUGUGGAAGUUCAGAGUUCAGGUGAGCGAAGCCGGUGUUCACAGGCCCCACGUGGCAGGUAUACAUGGCAGAAGUAACGAUGGCGCCUACUCCUUGGUUCUGGCAGGAGGUUACGAAGAUGACAUAGAUCAUGGAAAUUCCUUCACAUAUACAGGGAGCGGAGGGCGCGAUCUUUCCGGAAACAAGCGCACGGCGGAACAGUCUUGUGAUCAGAAACUCACCAACAUGAACAGAGCUCUGGCUCUCAACUGCAGUGCCCCCAUCGACGACAAAAACGGAGCCGAAGCCAAGGACUGGAGAGCUGGAAAGCCAGUUCGAGUGGUGAGGAACGUCAAAGGAGGCAAACACAGCAAAUAUGCCCCUGUAGAAGGGAACAGAUAUGACGGAAUAUAUAAGGUUGUGAAAUACUGGCCCGAGACAGGGAAAUCUGGAUUUUUAGUGUGGCGUUACUUGCUUCGGAGGGAUGAUGAAGAACCUGCUCCUUGGACCAAAGAAGGAAAGGAUAGGAUGAAAAAGCUUGGGCUAACGAUGCAGUAUCCUGAAGGGUAUUUGGAAGCUGUUGCAAACAAAGAUAAGGAAAAAGAAAAUAAUGGAGACGACAAGUUUGAUACCCCAGGGAAAGGAAAGAGGAAAAGGAAAUCAGCAGGUGGGGAGGAAAAACCACUCGCCUCUCCUGCAGGGACUCCAAAGAAAACUAAAGUUGAGCCAUACAAGCUGACAACCCAGCAAAAAUCUCUCAUAAAAAGCGAUGAAGCCAAUGAAAAACUGUGGAAUGAAGUACUAGAAGCUCUCAAAGAUGGACCGAAAUUUCUAAACAAAGUCGAAGAGGCCUUCCUGUGUAUUUGCUGUCAGGAGGUCGUGUUUCGGCCAGUCACGACCGUGUGCCAGCACAAUGUCUGCAAGGACUGUCUGGACAGAUCCUUCAAAGCCGACGUGUACAGCUGCCCGGCCUGCCGCUACGACCUCGGCAAAAGCUACACCAUGCAAGUGAACGAGACGCUGCAGAGCGUCCUGACUCAGCUCUUCCCCGGCUACGGCAACGGGCGGUGA